Messenger RNA from Pseudovirgaria hyperparasitica, 309 nucleotides. RefSeq lists its product as uncharacterized. Lineage: Eukaryota; Fungi; Ascomycota; Dothideomycetes; Acrospermales; Acrospermaceae. The coding region runs from base 92 to 259 and encodes 55 amino acids. The record is from RefSeq and is a predicted model, not a curated record. The transcript has a single exon.
UGAGGCGGCCUUGAACAUCUUCUCUGUCUCGCUUUACGCAGUUGCAUAGUCGUCCGAUGAUGAUAUAUCAUCUCGAAGGCAAUGCUUAUACAUGCAGCUUAAUUCAAUGAUAUCUUAUGCUUAUACCACUACUCGUCGAGCCUUGAAAAGUAGGCAAGCACGGCAGGUACUCGAGCUACCCGCAACCAUACUUGCGGUAUCACUUGCGGUGUUACUACUACACGUCACCUUGGUAUUUAAAUCUGAGAUACUGUUUUAAGAAUUGCCGUUGAGGUCAGUGAGUGCAGUCCUAUGCAUCAUCCUCACUGC